This is a messenger RNA of Scleropages formosus (Asian bonytongue), 958 nucleotides long. It is a transcript of the gene pxmp4, whose product is annotated as peroxisomal membrane protein 4. The transcript is spliced from 4 exons. The record is from RefSeq and is a predicted model, not a curated record. NCBI's taxonomy places the organism in Eukaryota, Metazoa, Chordata, Actinopteri, Osteoglossiformes, Osteoglossidae. Gene Ontology annotation, cellular component: peroxisomal membrane. Bases 54 to 698 code for a protein of 214 amino acids.
UGGACAAGUUACUAGUUGGAAUAGACGCCCCCCCCCCGGAACAGUCUUCAACUAUGACGACCGCUGACGGCUUCAAAACGUUACUUUACACGAUUAAUACGCUGUUGCAGAAAGAAAAGUACAAGGCAGCCUUCGCGGUUGUUAAAGGGUUCCGGAAUGGCGCAGUGUAUGGAGCCAAAAUCCGCGCCCCACACGCGCUGGUCAUGACUCUCCUCUUUAAAAGUGGAAGCCUUAAGGAGAAACUGCGAGCCAUUGCCCAGGCGACGUACACCCACUCGCGCAACCUGGCCUGCUUUGUUGCGACAUACAAGGGACUUCAAAGUUUGCAGGCCAGAUUGCAGGGCAAAACCCUGCCGUCACAGGCCUUCCUUGCAGCCUGCGUUGGUGGCUGGCUGGUUUUCGGAGACAACAAUCAUAUCAACAGUCAGAUUAAUAUGUACUUGCUGUCUCGGAUUCUUUUUGCCCUGUCCCGACUAGCUGUGGAGAAAGGCUACAUCCCCCAGCCGAAAAAAGACCCCUUUCCAUUGUUCGCCACCCUGGUGUGGGGCAUUGUUCUCUGGCUGUUUGAGUAUUACCCACACACACUACAGCCAUCACUCCAAUCUUCAAUGAACUACCUGUAUCAUGAUAGCAACAUGUGGCAUGACAUCUCAGACUUCCUUAUUUACAAUAAACCACCGUCACCUGCUAAAAAAUGAGGAAAUAUGUUUUCAGCUGUUGUUUCUUACAGUCCUGUGUUAUAAGUAUGAACUGUCAAUUAUCUGUUUUCAUUCAUAUCACCUUACACACUCUGGGGGACACUUCACACACUACAUGUAAAAAAGGAGGACUAGGAGGUUGUUUUAUACUGUAUUCAGUCUUCCUUUUGUCUCCUUUUAUUUAUUAACCCCCUAUGUUAACCUUUGUUAAAGUAAUUGCAGUGAUUAAAUUUGGAGAAAAUUAUAAAAUUGUUCAAUCA